GGUGGCGGGAAGAAGGCGUUGCCGAGGCUCCGCCCCUUCCUUUCGCCGCCGCUCUGCCCUCGCGAGCGCACGUCCCAGGCCCGUGUCCCGCGCCGCCGCCGCCGCCCAGGAUGCGUUACGUCGCAGCUUAUCUGCUCGCAGUGCUCGGGGGCAACGAGUCCCCCACGUCCAAGGACCUGAAAAAGAUCCUCGACAGCGUCGGCAUCGAGACGGACGAUGAACGCAUGAACAAGGUUAUUAGUGAGCUGAAUGGAAAAAACAUUGAAGAUGUAAUUGCUCAGGGUAAUGGAAAGCUUGCCAGCAUGCCGGCUGGGGGAGCGGUGGCAGUCUCUGCUGGAGGGGGCUCUGCUGCUCCUGCUGCAGCUGCUGCCCCUGCUGCCGCUGAGGAGAAGAAAGAAGAGAAGAAGGAGGAAUCUGAAGAAUCUGAUGAUGACAUGGGAUUUGGCCUCUUUGAUUAAUUAUUUGUUAUAGAGAAGUUAUUAAAAUUCUUUGUUUUAAAUGUU
This is a messenger RNA of Corvus hawaiiensis (hawaiian crow), 503 nucleotides long. RefSeq names its product ribosomal protein lateral stalk subunit P2 (gene RPLP2). Gene Ontology annotation, molecular function: structural constituent of ribosome. Bases 111 to 458 code for a protein of 115 amino acids. Gene Ontology annotation, cellular component: cytosolic large ribosomal subunit; ribosome. Lineage: Eukaryota; Metazoa; Chordata; Aves; Passeriformes; Corvidae. The record is from RefSeq and is a predicted model, not a curated record. Gene Ontology annotation, biological process: cytoplasmic translational elongation. The transcript is spliced from 5 exons.